Molecule: messenger RNA, 255 nt
Organism: Funneliformis geosporum
Lineage: Eukaryota; Fungi; Glomeromycota; Glomeromycetes; Glomerales; Glomeraceae
Source: the annotation of a GenBank genome assembly
GAAUAUUUUGAAAAGAGCAUUAAUGACAAAGGUGAUGAGGUGAAGAUUUGCAAAAUUUUGGAUGAAAGGACAAACAUGGAAUUAUUGAUUGGGAUGAUACAAUUGUUUCAAAAAAAGUAUGAUAAGCAAUUGAGCAUGCUACGAAACUCCAAAAUUACAAACUUUGCACGAAGUUAUCGUCCUCAUCCUAAACAUAUUCAAAAGAGACAGGAAGAAGUAACUUUUAUUGGAUAUUACUCACAAACCAAUCUCUAG